AUGAUGACCUGUUGGCAGCAGAAACCUAGGAGCGUCCUACGUUUUAGACUUGCCGCUGUAAACGAAGAAGAAUACGCCCGUUUGAUUCAAAAGAGCGCUGAAAAGCACGAGAAGCCAGACGAGUUGGAUGGUAACACACACGAUGACGAUAACCUAAAUGGUGAUAAGAAUGACGAGCCACAUUGUGACAAGACAGAGAAAAUGGAAGUCAGCCCACACCAUGACGAUAGCCCAAAUGGUGGCGAUAAGAGUGACGAGCCACACUGUGACGAGACAGAACAAAAGGAAAGUAGAGGAAAUGCCAACUUCUAG
Molecule: messenger RNA, 312 nt
Organism: Cooperia oncophora
Lineage: Eukaryota; Metazoa; Nematoda; Chromadorea; Rhabditida; Trichostrongylidae
Source: the annotation of a GenBank genome assembly